Molecule: messenger RNA, 1585 nt
Organism: Paralichthys olivaceus (Japanese flounder)
Lineage: Eukaryota; Metazoa; Chordata; Actinopteri; Pleuronectiformes; Paralichthyidae
Source: RefSeq, a predicted model, not a curated record
GUAGGUGGCGGUAAUGCGCAUUAAGGCCAGAUGCCCCCCGGCAUCAAACAAGAAGAAGAAGAUCGCACAGGAAGUAGUAUUGUUUGUCCGGAAACACUUUUUUCAACGUGAGUGGUUUGUGGUUUUACAGUUCUGUAAGUGAAUCACGCACUCGUAACUUCAUGUCGAUUGAAUGAGGGACUUGGGAGGCACAGCGAUCGAACCAGCCGGAGCUCGGUGAUCAUCUUUCUGUUCGUCCUCCGGUGACUCAGCUUAGGUUUGCAUCGGCGAGAUGAAGCCGCCUCCUCGUAUUCGAAAUAAACCAGGGCGCAUCCUGACACCUGACGUUUUACCGCCGAGCUCGGGUAAAGUGUCCCACAACUGGAAGCGAUCGGAGCGGAGGAAACUCCUGAAGGCCCUGACGACCCUCAGCGAGACGCCCGGAGGCCGCGGAGACAUCGAUUACGCCGUCCUGGGGAAACAGGUGUCCACUCGGUCCAUCCCAGAGAUCCAAUAUUUUGUAGAUGGGCUUAAGGACAAAGUGAUCUCCUAUGCCAGCUUCUACCUGAAAAAUAAAGACCAGAUGGUCAGAAAGCCCAUCGAGAUGUGGACACAUCUGGCUUCGGCUGUGACUGGAACCCUUAAAGAACCCAUUUGGCGUGCUUUCUCUCAGAUGUUGAAAGUGUCAUCCACUGAACCUCGUACUCUGAGGAACGGGGCCCCUUCUCAGGUCCACAGACUGUCCAAAGUCGCAGACAGGCAUGUGGGACGCAGCAUCUCUCAGAGACCAAUGCUUUCUUUGCCGGUCCAAGGUAAGCGCCCUGGCACCAACCCAGCCCCUCCUUUUCUGGUGUUCAAGACGCCAGCACCAACCAAAGGCGGCCGGGCCAAGAGAGGCCCAGUAUUAUCCAAUGUGGUUAGAUUGCCAAUUAGCAAAAUCCCUCCACCUCAGCAACCGCCUUCAAACACAGCUGCAACCUUACCUGCUGCCACCUGCUCCGCUCCAACUGCUGUCACCUCCUACCCCCCAGGUAUAGCAGAGUUGGCCGUGCCUCCAACAAAUCCACAGCUUGUGUCACAGACUGUGAUCCCAGUCAAAACCUGUUCGAAUACUACUGCGGGGGUGAAGACUGUGAAUGUGGACAGCAUUGUAAAGCAGCAACCGUCCACCAUCUUUCCUUUAAAGUCCACUUCUUCCAGUCCUGGCAUGCCCCUCGCUUUGUCUGCCACCGGUCUCGUCCCAUUCCCCAGUACUGCUCCAUCGUCCGUUAAGUCUGCCAUUACUGCCACCAACCACCCAGUGGCCCCACUCUCCACUCCUACUGCUGCAUCUCCUUCCGGGUUUGGUUGCACCAGGAAAUAUGCCACUAAGCUCAGUCCCAGAACCAUCAGUGUCAACUCAAGUGUGGACUUUGAGAGGCUCUAUCACUACAUGAGUGCCAUGCACGAGUCGGAUGAUGAGCGCCCUCUCACCCCCAUGGAGAGUGCUAUCAUGUUGAACCUGUUGAUGUCUCUUCCAGAGGAGCUUUCCCUGCUGCACUGCACCAAACUACAAAAACAUCUGAUCCAGGUACAACUUCUGACACAAUAGUCAGAUGGAUGCUGA